AUGUCAUCCAGUCACGACGAUUCAGACGGGCCCGAGAGCCGUCGGAAAAGGAUCCGCCAAGCUUGCCUUAACUGCAGGAAGAAAAAGGUCCGCUGCACUGGCGAGAAGCCUGUCUGCAGCUUCUGCCAGCGUCUCAACCAGGAUUGCGAAUACGCCGAGGAUGGACGUACUCUUCGACGGGCCUAUGUGACUUAUCGCACUGAGAGUGAACAAUUGCCUGUCACUGACAUGGAAAGGACCAUCCUAACAAGGUUUGCUUCUCUGGAGAAUCAAGUUUCUACAUUGCAAGCAACAGUAGAGAAAUUACUACCGCUUGCUUUAAAUCAGCAAACACUAUCCAACAACCACCCUAUCCAGCAACAAGCCAACACUCCAAGUACAGCCAUUCUUCAAACGCCCUUGACGACGCAAUCUACUGCUUCUGAGCGACCUCAACUACAAACCCUCCUCUCCGCCGCUGAUAUCUACUUCCGCUUCUGCCACAGCCAACCUUAUUCUCUGUUUCACGAAGCGACCUUUCGUCAACGCCUAGCCGACGACUCGCUUCCUACCUAUCUGCUCUGGGGGUUCUUUCAAGGUAACACUGCCGAUGAUGCUUCGACCUAUGCGGCCAAAGCGUGGGAGUGCAUUGAUCUUCCUUGGAGUGGUUCAGCUCCGCCACAAAAGGUCCUCACGGUUGUCCAAACUAUCAUAUUAAUCGUAAGCACUGAGGUCCCAGCUGGCCUCUGUAACCAGGCACACAUGAAACUCGGAUUUGCCGUUCGGCUUGCACAAAACAACAGACUACACCUUGAACCUAACGCAUCAAUCCCUGUCGCCGAGCGCGAGGAGCGACGGCGAACAUUCUGGUCGCUCUAUCUACAAGAUAUUCUGAUCAGUCUUUCUCGUGGACGCUUCUGUGCCAUCAGAGACGAGGAAUGCAAGGUUUCCCUGCCAUGUUCAGAACAAGCAUUCAAGGACGAGAGGGAGGAGAAGACACCUCUGCUCGAAGACCUUAUAGGGGAGUCAGUAGAACAAGAGGCUAUCGAAAAGUGCUCUCCACUUGGUUUGAUCAACGUCAUGGCAUCGAUUCUGAGCCGCGUCUCGGACUACGCACUUCACGAAACCAAUAGCCCUCACAUGGGUCUACCGUGGUCCCCGACCGCUCCCUAUUCCACUCUAUCUUCGGCCUUGCUUCAAGCUGAACAUUACUUCAACAUGAAUGAGGAUCUGAUGGAAAGCCUCAAACAGCGGUGUACUGUCAAUGGUAUGGUCGAUCAAACUCUUGCAGGGUCAUUCAUCUUUGCCAAGGCGAUGUUUCACUUGUCUCACUGCUUACUUCACCACCCUUUUCUAAUCCAACAGAGGCUUCAAUCGAGCCAGCAGAAAGUUCCACCAGUCUUCAUGAAAACAGCGUGGGAGAAAUGCAGAACGCAUGCGACGAGCAUUACAGACUUGCUCGACAUGAAGAACCAGAGAGUCAUCAUACUGACCUCGAUCUACGGAUACUGCAUCAUGGUUGCUGGAACGAUCCAUGCGCUUUCUAUGAACGACGAGAGGGAUCAUACACGACGAGAAAGCCAGAAACACUACCUUGCUGCUCUAGAAUCUUUGCAAGAUCUAUCACGCUAUUGGGGACACGCGGCUUUGAUGGCCAAACGUCUUGAACGGUUCCACAGCCAAUGCGAAAGUCGCGGCCAAGAACUGUCACCAUGCACCACAGAUGUACAGCGCAACCCGAAGGAGGUCAAUGCUCUGUGGCAAAGCGUCGACUAUACAUCGUUAUCAACUCCCACCAGGCCUGCAAGUCCUACGCUGGACGCGCAACUCACAAACGGAGGGGAUUGGGCUUUAUCAGGAGAAAUGUUUGACUUCAGUGGAUUUGGAGGGUUUGCGGAAGGUGUUGAUGUUUUCAGUAUCUCAUUUGUUGAUGGCGAUAUGAUGCUUGAAGGUGAAUCCAACAAUGAGCUAUGA
This is a messenger RNA of Fusarium sp. VM40, 1953 nucleotides long. NCBI's taxonomy places the organism in Eukaryota, Fungi, Ascomycota, Sordariomycetes, Hypocreales, Nectriaceae. The record is from the annotation of a GenBank genome assembly.